GCGUGCUGUCGUAGGCUGGCGCUGAUUGGGCGAGAGGCGCCGACGCGCUUACGGUGGCUACGCGAUCGGAGGGGGAGCUCGCGUGAGCGCGGCGGGGACAGGCAAGAUGGUGUCCGAGGCGCAUCCGGAGCCCCCCAAGGCAGGGGAGAUGCCGUUGCCAGGAUACGCGGCCUGGUCCCCCAACGAGCUGCAGGCCAAACUGGCCGAGAUCGGGGCGCCCACGCAAGGUAGCCGAGAGGAGUUGGUGGAACGGUUGCAGACAUACACACUUCAGACUGGGAUCGUGCUCAACCGGCCAGUUCUGCGAGGAGAUGAUGGAGACAAGUCGGGCCCGCCCCCAAUGCAGGGACAGCACCCUGGGAUGCCUCUGCCGCCCCCUCCAAUGGGGAUGCCGCCGAUGCAGCCGCCACCCCCUCCGCCUCCACCUGGCAUGGGCCUCAACUUCCCCAUGGGGGUGGGACCCCCUCCGCCGCCCCCUGGCAUGGGCCCGCCUCUCCGCAUGCAGGUGGAUCCAUCUGUGCUGCCUGAGGAAGAGCGGCUGAAGCUAGCUCAGCAGCAAGCCGCCAUGUUGAUCCAGCAGGAGGAGAGGGUCAAGCAGGCUGCUGUCCUCAUGGAACAGGAGCGUCACCAAGAGAUGUCCAAGCUCGCCCCCUCGGUGCCUAGGGCUGUUCCAGACAUGGGGCCGAGACCUCAGGGGCUCCCAAGAGGGAACCCUCCUGUGGGCUUGUCCAUCGGACCACCAGGCCCAAGACCCCGUGGCCCCCCGCCGCCUCCUGGGGAGGACAGUCGCGAGGUGGAUGAGUCUGGCGUGGGCCCCAAAAUUCCCCAAGCUCUGGAGAAGAUCCUUCAGCUCAAAGAGAUCCGUCAGGAAGAGCUUACGGCUGUGCCUAGCGCUACAGAUGAUGACAUGGAGACCGACUUAAGGGCCUUGGCCAGCAUCUCCGCUUCAGAUGCAGAAGAGGACGCUUUGGCCCUGUCUAAGAAAGAGAAAAACCGCAAGCGGCGAAACCGGAAGAAGAGGAAGAAGCAGCGGCAAGAAAGUGUGUCCCCAAGAGAGGCCCGGCCUAGCCAGGAUGCCAAGGGGCGUGGGGAAGAUUCAGGGGGCGAUGGCCCAGUGGAAAUAGAGUACGUCACGGAGGAGCCAGAGAUCUAUGACCCCAACUUCAUUUUCUUCAAGAGGAUAUUUGAGGCGUUCAAGCUGACCGACGAUGUUAAGAAGGAGAAGGAGAAGGAACCGGAAAAGACGGACAAGGUGGCCAGUUCAGCCAUCCCCAAGAAGAAGGGCUUUGAAGAAGAGCGGAAAGACAGUGACGACAGCUCGGAUGACGAGCUGGAGAAGAAGCCAGAGGCCCCCAAACUGUCCAAGAAGAAGCUUCGGCGGAUGAACCGCUUUACCGUGGCUGAGCUUAAACAGCUCGUGGCCCGUCCUGAUGUGGUGGAGAUGCACGACGUGACGGCCCAGGAUCCCAAGCUGCUCGUCCACCUGAAGGCCACCCGCAACUCGGUCCCAGUCCCCCGCCACUGGUGCUUCAAGCGCAAAUACCUGCAAGGGAAGAGGGGCAUCGAGAAGCCGCCCUUCGAGCUGCCCGAGUUCAUCAAGCGGACGGGCAUCCAGGAGAUGAGGGAGGCCCUGCAGGAAAAGGAGGAGCAGAAGACCAUGAAGUCCAAGAUGAGGGAGAAAGUUCGCCCCAAGAUGGGCAAAAUCGAUAUCGAUUACCAGAAGCUGCACGACGCCUUCUUCAAGUGGCAGACCAAGCCUAAGCUGACCAUCCAUGGGGAUCUGUAUUAUGAGGGCAAGGAGUUUGAGACGCGGCUGAAGGAGAAGAAGCCCGGGGACCUGUCGGACGAGCUGCGCAUUGCACUGGGGAUGCCCGUCGGGCCGAACGCGCAUAAAGUCCCUCCCCCCUGGUUGAUCGCCAUGCAGCGCUACGGUCCGCCACCCUCCUAUCCCAAUCUGAAGAUUCCGGGCUUGAAUUCCCCUAUCCCAGAGGGAUGCUCAUUUGGGUACCAUGCUGGGGGCUGGGGCAAGCCCCCUGUGGACGAGACGGGGAAGCCCCUCUACGGAGACGUCUUUGGGACCAACGCGGCUGAAUUUCAGACCAAGACGGAGGAGGAGGAGAUUGACCGCACACCAUGGGGGGAGCUGGAGCCCUCGGACGAGGAAUCCUCAGAGGAGGAGGAGGACGAGGAGAGCGACGAAGAGAAGCCAGAUGAGACGGGUUUCAUCACCCCGGCGGACAGUGGUCUGAUUACACCGGGGGGCUUCUCAUCGGUGCCUGCUGGCAUGGAAACGCCGGAACUCAUUGAGCUGCGUAAGAAGAAGAUUGAGGAGGCCAUGGAUGGCAGUGAGACGCCCCAGUUGUUCACGGUUCUGCCAGAGAAGAGGACCGCAACGGUUGGCGGCGCCAUGAUGGGCUCCACUCACAUCUAUGACAUGGCAACGGUGAUGAGUCGCAAAGGGCCCGGGCCAGAGAUCCAGGGCGUGGAGGUGGCCUUGGCCCCCGAGGAGUUGGAGCUGGACCCCAUGGCCAUGACCCAGAAGUACGAGGAGCACGUGCGGGAGCAGCAGGCCCAAGUGGAGAAGGAGGACUUCAGCGACAUGGUGGCCGAGCACGCCGCCAAGCAGAAGCAAAAGAAGCGGAAAGCACAGCCCCAGGAUACCAGGGCAGGAGCCAAGAAGUACAAGGAAUUCAAGUUCUAGCCCAUGCCUGAAACGUAUCGUCAGUUCCUGUUUGUCCUUCAUUUUUAAUCCUCUACAAACACCCCCCCCCAUUUUCCAUCCUCCCACCCACCUUGCCAGGGACCCCCUGGCCCUUGUGCUGUUGUUGUGUCUUCGGUUUGGGUUAAGAUGUGAAUUAUUUUGUAAAUAAAGUCGGAGUUGCUCUC
Messenger RNA from Rhineura floridana, 2886 nucleotides. It is a transcript of the gene SF3B2, whose product is annotated as splicing factor 3b subunit 2. NCBI's taxonomy places the organism in Eukaryota, Metazoa, Chordata, Lepidosauria, Squamata, Rhineuridae. The record is from RefSeq and is a predicted model, not a curated record. Bases 107 to 2701 code for a protein of 864 amino acids. The transcript has 21 exons. Gene Ontology annotation, biological process: mRNA splicing, via spliceosome. Gene Ontology annotation, cellular component: U12-type spliceosomal complex; catalytic step 2 spliceosome; nucleus.